Messenger RNA from Glossina fuscipes, 2522 nucleotides. RefSeq names its product chromosomal serine/threonine-protein kinase JIL-1-like. Gene Ontology annotation, biological process: protein phosphorylation; regulation of DNA-templated transcription. The record is from RefSeq and is a predicted model, not a curated record. The transcript is spliced from 6 exons. The annotation marks the transcript as partial. NCBI's taxonomy places the organism in Eukaryota, Metazoa, Arthropoda, Insecta, Diptera, Glossinidae. Gene Ontology annotation, molecular function: ATP binding; protein serine/threonine kinase activity.
GUACUGCUACGGAAGAUGAGAAAGUCAAUCUUUCUCACUUUACGCUGAUACGUGUUCUAGGCACAGGUGCUUACGGGAAAGUGUUUCUAGUACGUAAAAAUGGUGGGGAUGACGAUGAGAAAUUGUACGCCAUGAAGGUCUUGAAGAAAGACAGAGUUGCUCAAAGGAAAAAAACAGCAGAGCAUACGACAACCGAACGUCACGUGCUCGAAGCUAUACAACAAAGUCCGUUCCUCGUAAGCUUACAUUAUGCUUUUCAAACGGAAUCGAAACUCUAUUUAGUUUUAGAUUACGUUAGUGGUGGUGACUUAUUUACACAUCUUCAUAAAGCGGGACAUUUCUCGGAAGCAACUGUUAAAAUUUAUAUAGCCGAAGUGGUUUUGGCUCUGGAGCACCUGCACAAGCUGGACAUAAUCUAUCGAGACGUAAAGUUAGAAAACAUUUUGCUGGAUGAUCAGGGGCACAUUGUGUUAGCAGAUUUUGGAUUAUCGAAGAUAUUUUCGUCAGAGUCUGAUCAUAGGGCGCACAGUUUUUGCGGUACUCUGGAAUAUUUGGCUCCGGAAAUAUUACGACCUGGCCCUGGUAGCCACGAUCUUGCUGUGGAUUGGUGGUCAGUUGGAGUGCUUACUUACGAAUUAUUAACUGGGGCUUCGCCGUUUACUGUAGUUGGACAACAGAAUUCUGAAAGUGAUAUAUUACGACGAAUUCAAAAUGUGGAUCCUGUACUUCCACCUACAUUGGGUGAAACCGUAAAAGAUUUUUUACUCAAGAUGUUACACAAGGAUCCCAAGAAGCGAUUGGGUGGUAAUAAAAAAAGUGCCGAGGAUAUCAAAAAUCAUCCAUUCUUUCGUGGCAUUAAUUGGAAUGAAUUGAAAAGCAAAAGGCGAAAGGCACCUUUUAAGCCAACAUUAAAUGGGGAUGAGGAUACACAGAAUUUCAGCGAAGAAUUUACAAAGCAGCCUGUUAUUGAUUCGCCGGCUCCAGUUCCUGUCAACACACAUCGUUUAUUUAGAAGUUAUUCAUAUGUAGCGCCUCAACAUUUACGCAGAAGAUUAUCUACCAAAAACGUUGCCGCAUUUCAGGUUGAAUAUCUUAAUGAACCGGUUACGGAUCCUCCUUCAGUACCAGAAACGCUUCUUCUUAAAAGACUAAUUAACGCUGGAUCAUUUGGAAAGUGCUACACAACUAUUUAUAAUAAUCAGACCUAUGUUGUCAAAGUCAUCCCGGAAGCAAAAUAUCGGCCCUCUGAAGUAGACGCCUUAAUUUCAUGCGGCCAAGACGGCCACAAGUCAAUCGCUCAAUAUGUGGCUACAUAUCGCAAAGGUUCUGAUAUUUGGAUUGUACAAGAAUAUGUUCCAGGCUACGAAGUAGCAGAGCGAAUUGCAAAUCACGAGUACAGUUUUGAUGAAUUAAAGUGCUGUAAUAUAUUUAAGCAAUUAAUCGAUGCUGUGAAGCAUAUACACGAAAAGCGUUAUAUACAUGGGGACCUGAAAAUGGAGAAUAUUAUUUUUGCUGACGACGGCAUGGAUCAAAUAAAACUUGUUGAUUUUGGUGCUGCUAGUUAUAAUAGUAAAAGGAAUAAAUGGAACGACGUGCCUCGCUAUACAAUUGAUUAUGCACCGCCCGAAGCUUUGCAGCAUCCUGAAUAUGCAACUUAUUCGGCAUCGUUUGACAUUUGGUGCUUAGGAGCCACGUUGUAUUCAAUUUUUAUGGGGCACACGCCGUUCCGUCAUGGACGUGCCGAUCGGCAUGUGAACAUGAUGACGCUAAAACAGCGUAUUCUUGAUGAUGAAAUUUUCACCCACGCUCAUCGGUGGGAACAGGCUAGUUUGGAAUUAAGAAAUCUUAUCUUAAGGUGCCUACAGAAGGAUAUCGCAAAGAGGCCGACCCUGAAGCAAAUUUUACAACACCCAUGGUUGCAAAGUAAAACAAAACUGGCGACAUCCAAUCCUUUGUUACGCAGCAAGCAUAAGUCUAGCGGGCAAUUGGCAGUUAAUACUAAACCCCUUAGCGUCAACCAAUCUCGCCGUGUUGAAACUACCCAGUGCAGAUAUAAUGAUCCAGAAUAUACCGCCCUUGAAGAUUUUUGCGGAUUUGAUGAAAAUAUAGCUCCUCUUAUAAUUCCGCCGAUCGAUUCAACCAAAGAUAUGAAGCUGAAGAAUUUUAAGCCCAUGGCAGCAAAAAAAAUGGUUGAGAACAACUCUAAAGUUCCUGCUCCUUUGAAACCAAGCAGUAGGAUCACUCAAAUUGUGCUAGAUAAGCCAAUCAAUCAAGCCAAAACAAUGCACAAAGAAUCUUCGAUUGGUAAAAAAGAUGAACAAAAGAAAACAAAUUCUAGUGCAAUUGAUGACGGAAUAUUCAAGAUGCCGACAAUGAUUAGGGGCAGAAAUUUGUCGCGAAAGCCUUUUAAAAAUGAUGUGAAAAGGAGCAUUAGCAAUGUGAUCGGGAAGCGCAUACCCGCGGAUAUUAGCGAUGACUUUCUUGGUUUUCAAGAGUCAAAAAGCCGACGUCAAAAAGCAAAC